AAAGAAACAAGAACACUUGUCCGAGAUGGCCUCCCGAUGUGUGGCCUUGCAGGCAUCAGUCAGGCCCAUUCAGCUUGCGUCCCGUUCUCUCAAUAAGACAGGCCGAGUUGCCUGGGCUGGAAGGAGUACCAAGCUUGCUGUGCCGGUGUCCUCCAGAAAGCAGCCUCUGUGUGUAGCCAGCAUUGAUGAAGCAGCAGAGGCAACACAGCCACCAGCAGAGGAGGUUGUGUCCGCAGAGCCUACAGCUGAGUCAGCCAGUGAGGCAUCACAGGUUUCAGCCCCAGCGGAGAGCACUCUUCCAAACCCUGCUUCGUAUGCGCUGAACUUCUUGUGGCUGGAGAAAAACAUCGCGGUGUCAGCGGAUCAGGUCUUUGGAGAGUUCGCUACAACUGUCAAUAUCGUGCGUCAAGAGGGAUUCUUUGCGCUGUACAGUGGACUGACUCCCGCUAUUUCGAGGGGUCUAUUCUACGGAGGUGCCCGAUUGGGCACAUACGGUCCCAUUAAAACAGCACUAGGAGGCGACGAAACCAACAACAGUGUGUUGCGCAACAUACUGGCAGGCUGCUUGAGCGGCUCCUUUGCAGCGGCGGCGACGAAUCCCAUCGAUCUUAUUAAGACCAGGCUGCAGGCCAGGGACUCCCCCUUCAAGAAUGGGGCGGCGGUGGUGCGGCACGUGGUGAAGGAGCAGGGCGUAUCAGGGCUGUGGACUGGGACUACGCCUUCAGUGAUCCGCGCUGCUGCGCUCACUGCGACCCAGUGCGCUUCCUAUGAUCUGGCAAAGCAGUGGUGGAUGCGCCAGACAGGGAUGAGCGACAAUGUCGGCACGCACUUUGGAGCUAGCAUGCUCACUGGGCUGGCGACAACCACAAUCACAGCUCCUGUAGAUCUUGUCAAGACAAACAUGUUUGUCGGCGGCAAGAGGUAUACAUCGGUGCUGCACUGCGCGUCCACUAUUGUGAAGGAGGACGGACCCAUGGGCCUCUUGAAAGGGUGGACGGCACAGUACAUCAGGCUGGGCCCCCAAACAAUGGUGAUCUUUGUGGUCAUGGAACAGCUCAGGAGAGCCUCAGGCUUGUCGUCUCUCUGA
Molecule: messenger RNA, 1087 nt
Organism: Coccomyxa subellipsoidea C-169
Lineage: Eukaryota; Viridiplantae; Chlorophyta; Trebouxiophyceae; Coccomyxaceae
Product: mitochondrial carrier
Exons: 9
Coding region: 26-1087 (353 amino acids)
Biological process (GO): mitochondrial transport
Cellular component (GO): mitochondrial membrane
Source: RefSeq, a predicted model, not a curated record